This is a messenger RNA of Silurus meridionalis, 2251 nucleotides long. Its product is annotated as N-acetyllactosaminide beta-1,3-N-acetylglucosaminyltransferase 3-like. Bases 280 to 1401 code for a protein of 373 amino acids. NCBI's taxonomy places the organism in Eukaryota, Metazoa, Chordata, Actinopteri, Siluriformes, Siluridae. The record is from RefSeq and is a predicted model, not a curated record. Gene Ontology annotation, cellular component: membrane. Gene Ontology annotation, molecular function: hexosyltransferase activity. The transcript has 4 exons.
CAUCUUUUCUCAGAGCACACACUCACACACACACACACACUCUCUCUCUCUCUCUCUCUCUCUCACACACACACACACACACACACACACGCUCUCUCAUAAACACACACACAAUCAUGGCUGAUGUUUUAGUCAUUACUUCUUUCAGGACGAUUUGCAGAUGAAGAUGGUGAAGAUGAGUUACAGAAUAUAUCUUUACCUGCUCAACUUCAACUGGUGGAAGAGCUGAAAGGCUGCAGGAGAAGGAGGUGGAAACUGGAGACGGCUGUUCUGAUCUUCAUGCUUACUCUGUUUGUGUUCAUAAUCCUCCAAAAAGACAACAAGAACAACAACACAAAAUCACAAAACACGCUUAGCAAAACAAAAUCUAAUUCAAGACCUCUAGCAUCUCCAGAUGUGCUCCUGAGUUCUACCUACAAAUGUGAGACAAACUUGUCUGCAUCAAACAUCUCCGGCUUUUCCACUUUGCCGAAGCACACCCAAGACUUCCUGUUUUACCGGCAUUGUCGGCAUUUCCCCAUGCUGCUCAACAAUCCCGGGAAGUGCGGUGGUCCUGAGAACUCUGCUGAUGUUUUCCUGCUGCUGGUCAUCAAAAGUUCUCCACCUAACUACGAAAGGCGAGAGGUUCUGCGCAAAACGUGGGCGUCCGAGAGACUUGAGAAUGGUGUCUGGAUCCGCACUGUGUUCUUAUCUGGAACUACAGGACAGAGCUUCGAGAAGGAACGACUGAAUAAACUCUUGGAGAUGGAGAACCGUGAGAACCAGGACAUUAUUCAGUGGGAUUUUGAAGAUUCCUUUUAUAACCUCACACUGAAGCAGGUCUUGUUCCUGGAGUGGAUGGAGAAGUUCUGCCCAGAUGUGCACUUUCUCCUUAAUGGAGAUGAUGAUAUUUUUGCCAACACAGACAACAUGGUGCAGUAUCUCAAAGGGUUAGAUGAUAACGAUGGAAGUAAACACCUGUUUACUGGACACCUGAUCCAGUAUGUGGGGCCGAUCCGAGAACCUGCCAGUAAAUACUACAUCCCUGUCCAGAUCCAGGAAUCAGACAGUUAUCCUCCAUACUGCGGAGGAGGCGGCUUUCUGUUGUCAGGUUUCACUUCUAGAAUCAUCUACAACAUGUCUCACUCCAUCACUCUGCUCCCCAUAGAUGAUGUUUACAUGGGAAUGUGUCUGGAAAAAGCUGGACUUAAACCCGUUUCCCACAUGGGAGUGAAGACAGCUGGACUGUACGUCCCCUCUGACAAGCUGGACUCGUACGAUCCGUGCUACUACCGUGAGGUUCUCCUGGUCCACAGGUUUCUUCCACACCAGAUCUUUAUUAUGUGGCAUGAAAUUCAUCGGGAAGAUUUGGUUUGUGGAAGGAAAGGAUUUUCUGACUUUGUCUCCAAAAAAUUCCGUUAAUUCUCACACUUUCUGUACUGGUUUACUUCAGGCAAAAUUGCACAAUUUCCAAGACAGACACAGUAACAGAUCUCAGCAGUGCAGGGUUGCUGCAAACACAAGCGGAACUGCAGCUCAGAAGAAAAGGAACUUACUGUAGCAGUAGAAACAGUAAAAAUAGAGGUCGGAAAUAACCACUAAAUUUUUAGCGCCAGCUGUUUUUCUAAAAAAACUGAAACACUUCUGUUUAAUCUAUUGCAGCUGUUAACACUCGUUCCAUCGCCAGUCUUAUUAUAUUCUCUUUAUUCAAGUGAAUGAAACACAAAUAAACAGUGAUGUAACAAAAAAGCUGCAAAAGAAAUGGUCCUGCAGAACUGACACUGGAGACUCCUUCCAAAAAAAAAAUAUCGGUUUAUUAAUACUGUAGGGUGCGCUGUUCAAAUCACUGUGUAUAUAAAUGAUAACCUAUUAAACAUAAACUUUCACAAUCAUCAGUUCUGCUGUUCUAGAAAAAAAAAAUCAACCUAUUCUUUUCUUCUGACCAAUCACAAACCAGUACUGAAGAUAUUUUAUAAUUUAUUUGGGGUUACAUUUAUCAAAAACUUAUUAUUAUUAUUAUUAUUAUUAUUAUUAUUAUUAUUAUUAUUAUUGGGGGUUUUUUUGUUGUUUUUUUUUACAUUCCAUGUUCAGUUCUCAGUAGCGGAUCAUAUGUGUGUAGGUGGGAGGUGUGUUAAGGUGUGGCUUUUGUGUAUAGAAAACACAAAAUCUGUGUUUAUACAGUAUGUGUGUGUAUAAAUAUGUCUUGAUAUUCUCAAAACCUAAAUGAAUGGAUGUUCUGAACCUCAACACAAUAAAGAACCCAAUGUUUGGA